CAUUGACUGACGCCGCGAAUUGUUCAUGUUUCGAGUUAUGUAUUUUGCACGGUUGUGCUGUGUUUAAUUAGCAAACUUGGCACCGUUGGAACAUUUAAAACAAACUGGAAGCGUAUUUCAAUGUGCACGUUGAACCAGUAGUAUCAUUUUAGCAUUUCACCGGAAAUAAGCACUUGUCUUUGUUCUUGGGACCAUGGGAAAUGUUUAGACGCCAUCUUGUUUCCUAAUCUCACUGUGUUCAUUUUGACAUUUUGACGUUUUUGCAUUUUAGCUAACUAUUUUAAAUGACAUUGUCUUACCUUGUUUGAGCGUUAGUUGAAACUGUUAUGGCUAAAUCGAAUACUACACUGGCAAGCCUGUGGGAUGAUGGUCAGUCUAGCCCUAUCAGAGUGAUCCACACAACGCCAACAAAGGUAGAAGGCAGUGGAGAGCUGAAGCAAGAAUUUGUCAAGUUCUACCGAACCACUGGCCUUGAGUCUGUUGCCAGAGAGCAUGGAAUAAUGGAUGCAAACGGCGAACUGGCAGGCAUCAGAGAGCAGGGCUUUUCUGGCACUCGCACAGUGCAAGUGUUGACAGUGCCUGCCUCACCUAAAGCUACAUACACUCCCAGGGUCAUACACGCACAAAGUGUGAUGACCAACUACGCACCAAGCUCUCCACGGGUGAUAACCACAGCAUCCAGCCCUCACACACCUGUUAUACAUGGCCGUAAGCGACAGAAUGAGAUCAUCAUUGAUGCAGACUAUUCAGAUGGGACCAAGAGAUCUAAGAAAGGGGAAAAAGGAGGGAAGGGUUUGCGACAUUUCUCCAUGAAGGUUUGUGAGAAAGUACAGCUGAAGGGCGUCACUUCAUACAACGAGGUAGCCGAUGAACUAGUGGCCGAGUUUAGCGACCCACGUAAUAUACUGUCACCUCAAGAUGCACAAUAUGACCAGAAGAACAUCCGUCGGCGUGUGUAUGACGCCCUUAAUGUGCUAAUGGCCAUGAACAUCAUCUCAAAGGAGAAGAAGGAAAUCCGCUGGAUAGGUCUACCCACUAACUCUGCUCAGGAAUGUCAGAAUCUGGAGUUGGAAAAGCAGAGACGAUUGGAAAGAAUAAAGCAUAAAACACAACAAAUCCAGGAGUUGAUACUACAGCAAAUAGCGUUUAAGAACUUGGUGCAGCGUAACAAAGAGUUGGAGAGAACACAAGGGCCACCAGCCCCAAACUCUGCCAUUCAGCUGCCUUACAUUAUUGUGAACACAAGCAAAAAGACUGUGAUAGAUUGUAGCAUCUCCAAAGACAAGGAUGAGUACCUGUUCAACUUCAACAACACAUUUGAGAUCCACGAUGACAUUGAAGUGUUGAAGAGGAUGGGAAUGGCUUACGGUCUCGAGAAGGGACAGUGCACCAAGCAUGAACUGGCCAAGUGCCUGGCCAGCGUUCCUAAGGCCCUGGAGCCAUAUGUGUUAGACCUGGCACGGGGCAGUAUGGCGAAUGCAGGGCCCAGUGGUAUCCGGCCUGUCACUGCGGGAACUGCAUCCUCACAUCACUCGUAUACACAAUCAGGAGCCACCGGCAACUCUCUUCCCGCACUCCACUCUGCCCACAGCAACAGCAGCAGCACUGAUGCCAUGGACUUUGAGGUCGCCAUGGCAACAAACUCAGUCCAAUCAGUUGUCUCACGGGAACCCAGCAUCGGAUCAUCAUUUUCUGACGUCCACUCACGUGUGAUGGAAACGCCCUCAGAUGAUUUUUCUGACGAUGACUUUGAUGGUUCGAGUCCUGUUGAUGUGAUGAGUUAGUGUUGUUACAAGUGGCCUUACAGUUGGGGUUUUGGUUGAACUUUCAAACUGUGUUGUAGCAGAUGUCUGCUAAACGCCAUGUAAAGUUUUGUCAACAAAGCAAGGCAGUGUCUCCACUUGUGAACACAUGAUGUAGGGUGAUCACUGGAAGGUGCGUUCUCAGCAUCCGUACAUGUGAAGGUCUCACACUGUUACAGAGAUGUUAAAGGCUUUACAUUGACCGCAUACAGGAGCAAACAGUGAGAAGUGUAUGAACAAAUCGGCAAGAACCAGUCUGAGAUGUCUGUGACGACUGAUCAGAUUUGUGGCAACAUUUUCGGACAAGCUGGAGUUCAUACUGAGUUUUGCAAAGCACAGGCAGGGAUUAAAGAUUUUGUGAUGGACGUCAGGACACAUAUUGUGAUAAUGUGUAUUGUGUAGUUUUGUAAUUGUUCAGUUUUAAAGAGAUUUGGCUAGAUUUGGGCUAAUUUUAUAGCAAGGCAGAUUAUGUGUUUAGUUAAACUUAACUGUUUACAAGUGAAGCUGCAUUUAGAGAGUGCCAGGAUACCAAAUUGUUGUUCUAAAGACAUUCAGACAUUGAUUGGUAGUGAAUAAAAAUAAAUUGACAUGAAAUAAUGUUUCUUCCCACUUCAAAAACAUAAGAAUUUUCCGUAAAUGGUAUCUGAUGUACAGCUAUAUGAUUUUUUUAUUCCUGUUAGACUUCAUGUUCUGGUAACAUUUGAAAGGGUUUUUAUGUAUAGACAAAGAAUUUGUAAAUAGUUUACGAAACACUAAUAUUCCAAACACUCUUGUUUUCAUUUUGAAAGAUUGGAAUAUCAGUCAUUUCACUUCCGAUUUCAUUUGAAAUAAGAACCAAUACAAACUGCCAUAUCUGUAUGUGUAAAUAAUAAUGUAAUUUUGGUCUUUAAUUUUACAUUAUUUUACAUAUUAGUAAUUUUAUCCUUUCAAAUGAUACCAAAAUAACCAGGCAUCGAAGUUAAACAUGGUUGUUCAAGUCUCAAUAUGUACUUUGGAUACCUGAAUAUGGAUAUUUCCUCUCUCAAAACUGUGCAUACUGGUUGAGUACCUAAAUCAGAACAGUACCUAAAUGACGUUUUUCCGAUUGUGAUCUGUUUAUUUACGAUUUAAAUCAAUAGACGCUUACCUUAGAUACACGUUCAAAAUAACAUGAUACUUGUGUAAGUAUUUAAAAUGCUGCUAUUAUUCAAAGUUGUUCAUGUACAAAUGUCAAUACAUGGCACGAGGGGGAAUGACUUCAUGCAUGCCACAAUUACAGCAUACUGGCACAGUCUGGGUUUUUUUUACUUAAAUUGUCAAAUUUUACUGACAAAAAUGACAAAAAGACAAGCUGGAAAUAAAAUUAAUUAUUAGUUUACUUAAACAAAACAUGUAGCAAUAAUUUAAAAAGGAAACACAAAAAUAAAUAACGAAUUAAAACUGUUCCAUAUUUAGGUACUCCAUGGACAAAAAUGGCAGUCCUUGACUGUGUGGUUAAUAAAGUACUUUUCAUGCAGAUUGGAAGUAUCUUGAAAAACACCAUUUAUAUCAACCAAUUGGUUUUGAAUCCUAGUAUGCUGAUGGAAAAUGUUGUAGCUGUGGUGCAAAUCUAACUAAAAAUAUUCCAAAAUAAAUGCCGAUUUAGGUACUCGCCCAGUAUAGGUUCAUUCAACAUUUUUAGUGUUUAUAAGUCACUAUAAACAAAAAGCAAAUUUAAGGCAGUUAAUUUAAGUUUACUGUUGUCAAUUUUUAAUUGCUGUUGUGUUUUAAAAAUUGUAAUUAAAAGCCAUACGUUAUGUGUUCAUUUAUAUUUAGCUGAUAUUAGAUUGAUUCAAAACCUUGAACAUUGUUUCUGUUUUGCUUGUUAAACCAUGCCUCAUCCACAACCAUGCUUCAUCCACAACCAUGCCUCAUCCACAACCAUGCAUCAUUAACAUUGUUCACGAGUCGAUAGUUAUUUGUUAUUCAGAAUGGAAGUUUGUUUGUUUCCUUCAAGAAUCAAUAGUCUGAAAUCAUGUUCUGUUAUUGACAUUUUAAAAGCAAAUCAAGAAUAGAUUAUUAGGACAUGAUCAUCCAUACAAUGCAUUUUGCUAGGGUUUCUUGGAUGUUUUUAGUAGAUUAAGCAGUAUAAAUUUGGUUCUUGAAUGAGAUUGGAUUUUUUUUAUUUGCUUCAAUCGUUGUAAUGAUGUUUAUGUCAACAUUUAACAUAUUGAAAAGCACUGUCUACCUUCCAGUAAUGAAAAUAAUUUAUUGCUCUUCUGUUUUAUGAGAGUCAUUAGUCUAGCAUCUCCUAGUUAUAGAAGCCUGAAAGGGGGGUUUAAUGAUAAUAAGUGUAUGUUGACAUUUUUACUUAAAACGUGUUCUGGGAGCUGUUUCAAUAAAGAGUUUAGUCGUUUAUUGAAACUUUAGAGUCAUAGUUCCUUAAUUUUGCUACAUAUUUGUGUGAAUUGAACUAAAUUCAACAUUGAAAUUUCUACACUAAGGUUUAGGAUUAUUUUUUUAUAUAUAUAUAUUGCCAUUAAUGACCUUUAUACAGAGUUCUGAUAAUUGAAAUUACAACCAAAAGCCUUGAUUGAAACAGCCCACUGUAUAGUAAAUUGUUCUGCUUGCCAUUAUUAUACCUUAACUGCAAACCAUGUUUGUCUUUUUGCACACUUUACGGGGGUGACUUACCACUCUAUACCAAACCACUUAAGUUUGUAUAGUAAUUUACAACCUUCUAAAUCUGAAUCAUCUCUCUUGUCUACUUUUCUUAAUCAUCAAGAGUUUGUAUACAUUAAUGUCCUAUCACUAAACUCGCACAUCACAUGAAAAUGUUAUUACUUAAUUUUAGGAUAUUUUUAUCGUUUAUUUUUGCUGAAGAGUGAAGAAGUAGGCAUACGCCAACAUUUGUUAGAAGCUUGCUAAAUGAUGAAAUAAGAGUUUUUGUAGUGAUUUCACACUCGGAACUCCUCGGCCAUUUUUCAUCGAAAACAACUUGAGGUUUAUAUGGCAGUUUCCAACGUCAAAAAUCUUGACAUUUACUACACUGCAAGUAGAGUGCGUAAUUAUUUCAAUUUAGCAGUCAAACUUAAUGUCUUUCCUCCUGUGAAUUUUAAUUAUUUAUGCAAUAAUACACUUCACUGGCUGUCAAUAAAUUUAAACUUAGUAAUACAAAAAACAUGUUAAAAUACUACAAUUAAUUCAUACUAUUAUGCAACAUAUUACAAACUACUACUUAUGUACUGGCAUACAUCCGAGGCUGCUUUUGAUGGAAAAUGACCAAGGAGAUCCAAAUGGCAAUUCCAUUGGCAGAGACAUUACAACAAACACAAUAAAUAAAUUGAUGCUUCAUUGUUCACAUACCUGUUUCUCACAAAUCAAACUGUUCAUUUGAUUAUAUGUUGCUUUGGUAACCAUACAAAGGUUAUAACACUAUGCACCUUUAAACAUACAUGUCUUCUCGUGCAGUAUUUGAUCUCAAUCAUCUCACUAAUUUCAUCUGUAUAUUUUUCACUGACCUUGUAAACCUACAUAGCAUUUAUAACAUACUUUUUUGUAUUAAAAUAUGAUUCAAUAAAUGGUCAGAAGCUGUC
Mya arenaria is the source of this 5356-nucleotide messenger RNA. Its product is annotated as transcription factor Dp-1-like. Gene Ontology annotation, biological process: regulation of cell cycle; regulation of transcription by RNA polymerase II. The transcript has 12 exons. Gene Ontology annotation, molecular function: DNA-binding transcription factor activity, RNA polymerase II-specific; RNA polymerase II transcription regulatory region sequence-specific DNA binding. The record is from RefSeq and is a predicted model, not a curated record. Bases 327 to 1784 code for a protein of 485 amino acids. Lineage: Eukaryota; Metazoa; Mollusca; Bivalvia; Myida; Myidae. Gene Ontology annotation, cellular component: transcription regulator complex; nucleus.